UUAUGAUUAUGAUGCUAAUAAACUGAUUUCUCCUUUAAAAUAUACAAUGUGGUACGCCGCUUUAUUACGGUUUAUCCGACGGCGACUAGUAUUGGGUAUAAUAUUUGCGUCUUCCUUAACUUAUUGUAUUGUUAGUUUUCUUAAAGAGGGAAAUGGCAGGCAUGUGGUGUAUCAAGAUAUAUCCAUAGAAAGAAAACCCUUUGUAUGGAGAACAUUACAGGAGCAUAAUGAAACAUAUGAAAUCACCUGUAGAAACUCUCUCCAAGGCAAAUCCAUUUUAGUAGAUGAUCGAGGCUAUGUCUGUGAGAGGGAAGAUGUAGCAAAGAAUGGUUGCUGCAACAUUGAUAGUGAGCACACUACACGGUACAGCUGUAAUUCGUGUAAUGAAAGCAGCUGUUGUAUUAUGUUUGAAUACUGUGUGUCUUGCUGUAUAGAUCCUACUAAGAGGAGUAUGCUUGAGAUUGUGCUUUCCAAGCUCUCAGCAGAUGAGAAAGUUUUGUUUCAUUCGAUAAGUGAUGAUUAUGAAUUGUGUAUGACAAAGUGCCGCACAAGUUCCCAUAGUGUUUUACAUGAAAAUUCUUAUAAAAAUUCAGCACAUAAAUAUUGUUUUGGUAAUUCAGUUUUAGAAAAAAAACCUCCUGAUUAGCGAUUACUUUAUUGGUUACUACGACAGUUAAAUGUUGAACAAGUUGACUAAGAAACGAAUUGAACAACGAUAUUUUGAGUUUGAAAACAUCUAAAGUCAGGUCAAGAUAUAUAAAAUAAUUACAAUUAAUGAAAUGUGUAAGAGUAUCAAAAUUUAUUGCCCUUAACUUUAAUUGGUAAAUUUUAAGCUAUGUGACUAUUUUUGACAAAAAUACCUAUAUAUAUAAGUUUUAUAGUCAUCUCAAAAGAGUCUUGUAGCUAAAACUUAAUUAUGUACUAAUAAUUGUUGAAGAGGAUUUUUUUUAUCCAAUUUUAACUAGUAUAAUUACAAUGCAUUUAUCUUUUUUGUAUAAUAAAUAUUCUAUUUGUAUACUGCAUCUCAUAUAAUAUAAAAAUUUUCACAGCAAGGUAAUGUCAUACUUUAAUGAAAAAUAAAGUUCCAAUAUAUUACUUAUGCCAACAAUAACUUCUUAAGAUGAGUAAAAAGCCAUUCCUUUUUAAACAAUGUAUAACACCAAGUUUUCUUGUGUUUAUAAAUUGUAGGUUUUUUCUUUUUUUUUUUAUACCGCUUAUUUUAAAUAUAACUGAAACACUUA
This is a messenger RNA of Melitaea cinxia (Glanville fritillary), 1241 nucleotides long. RefSeq names its product SREBP regulating gene protein. Gene Ontology annotation, biological process: positive regulation of SREBP signaling pathway. NCBI's taxonomy places the organism in Eukaryota, Metazoa, Arthropoda, Insecta, Lepidoptera, Nymphalidae. The record is from RefSeq and is a predicted model, not a curated record. The coding region runs from base 47 to 646 and encodes 199 amino acids. The transcript has 4 exons.